CGACAGAGUUUUAUCGCGAUAAGACGAGUUCAUAAGAAAAUUUAUGUUCUGAUCAGCUUCAUCAUCCCCAAAUUCGAAACCCUAGAUCAGAAAUGGAUAUCUUAAAGCAAGAACUCCUAAAGAAACGCCAAUCCCUAACACAAGACACCGGCGGCAAGCGAUUUUUCAAGCGAUCAGAAAUCCAACAAAAAGAAAUCCAAAAACUCCGAGAACAAGAAAAAGAAGAACUCGAAGCCAAAGCCCAACGCCAAUCCUCCUCCUCCGCCACCACAUCCACCACCGCAACGACCGCCACUAAAUCCACCUCCGCCGCAUCCUCCUCCACCUCCACCCCCUCCACAACCACCUCGACCCCCGCGUCUAAAACCCUAACUGAAGAGCAAAUCAUCGACAACCUAAUUCUCCCUAAACAAGAAGUCAUCCGCCGUCUCCGCUUCCUCAAGCAGCCGAUCACUCUCUUCGGCGAAGACGAUGAUGCGCGGCUGGAGCGGCUAAAACACGUUAUUAAAACUGGAGUUUUUGAAGUGGAUAGUGAUAUAACUGAGGGUCAGACGAAUGAUUUUCUUCGGGAUAUCUCGGAGUUGAGGAAGCGGCAGAAGAGUGGGAUUGUUAGUAAGAGGAAGAGGAAGGAUAGGGAGGAAGGUGGCGGGGAAGAUGGAGAGAGAGGGGAAGGUGAGGGGGAGAUGAGCGGCGAUGGCGGGUCCAGUGAUGUUGAUGCUGAUAAGGAUUUGAAACGGAUGAAGGCGAAUUUUGAAGAUUUGUGUGAUGAAGAUAAGAUAUUGGUGUUUUUUAAGAGGCUGUUGAAUGAGUGGAAACAGGAGCUGGAUGAAAUGGCUGAAACUGAGAAGAGAACUGCUAAAGGGAAGUCCAGUGUUGCUACUUUUAAACAGUGUGCGCGGUAUUUGCAUCCGUUGUUCAAGUUUUGCAGGAAGAAGAUUCUUCCUGAUGAUAUUCGCCAAGCCUUGAUAGUGGUAGUUGAGUGCUGCAUGAAGAGAGACUACUUAGCUGCCAUGGAUCAGUAUAUUAAGAUGGCAAUUGGUAAUGCACCAUGGCCAAUUGGUGUCACUAUGGUUGGUAUUCACGAACGUUCAGCUCGUGAGAAAAUUUAUACCAACAGUGUGGCUCACAUUAUGAAUGAUGAGACCACUCGCAAAUACUUACAGUCUGUCAAGAGAUUGAUGACAUUUUGCCAACGACGCUAUCCGACCAUGCCAUCAAAAGCAGUAGAGUUCAACAGCUUAGCAAAUGGCAGUGAUUUACAGUCUCUAUUGGCAGAGGAGCGGGUUUACAGUGGUAAUCAGUCUUCAGAUGGAAGGCUUCGGCUAAUGCCUGCUCCCGAUGAAAAUUAGGUAUUAAUGUGAAGUUGUAUUAUGGUUUUCAUUUCUAUAAGAUGAACUGAUAAAUCGAAUUUGUUGGAUCAUUAUGUCAUUUUAACCUAUGUGCUAUUGUAAACCCUUGGCUGAAAUUGAUUAUCAAGAGUUAGCAAAUAGAUUUAAAAGCUUUGUAAAGAACAAGCUUUGCAAGGGAUGAGCAAUUUCUGCA
Molecule: messenger RNA, 1542 nt
Organism: Mercurialis annua (annual mercury)
Lineage: Eukaryota; Viridiplantae; Streptophyta; Magnoliopsida; Malpighiales; Euphorbiaceae
Exons: 2
Coding region: 93-1349 (418 amino acids)
Biological process (GO): generation of catalytic spliceosome for second transesterification step; RNA splicing
Cellular component (GO): U2-type post-spliceosomal complex; U5 snRNP; U4/U6 x U5 tri-snRNP complex
Source: RefSeq, a predicted model, not a curated record